Molecule: messenger RNA, 2184 nt
Organism: Synchiropus splendidus (mandarinfish)
Lineage: Eukaryota; Metazoa; Chordata; Actinopteri; Syngnathiformes; Callionymidae
Gene: pgap2
Product: post-GPI attachment to proteins 2
Exons: 5
Coding region: 498-1280 (260 amino acids)
Biological process (GO): GPI anchor biosynthetic process
Cellular component (GO): Golgi membrane; endoplasmic reticulum membrane
Source: RefSeq, a predicted model, not a curated record
CAACAGGUUGUUGGUCGGUGAGUAACAUCAUUAUCGACAAAUUCCGUCGGUCCUAACAAUAACUUCAGGCGGACUUUGCCCGUCGUUCCGGGUUUUCAAAAUAAACUCGCUAGGUCGCUGAUUUCUAACGGCUCGCUCAUGGUCGACUGUUAGCUCAGUUGCUAACUGACGCGGCUAAUCCGGGGAGUUACGUCUGCAGCUAAUAGGAAGCUAACAGCUGCCAUGGUGGAGCAGCGGGCGGCGGCUGUCUGAGCCGACCGUGGCAGCCGUUAAGGUGGGUGCACUGUGGGUAGUGACGUGACUUGUAUGUUAGCGUCUCUGUUGACAAAACACAACCAAAACAGCUGCUCGAUGUGACAGAGCAAGCGGCGUAUGUUGGUCUCUAGUGAUUAAUGGCGUGAAUGAUGUGAAACUUUACUGUUCAACUUCCGCCUGUUUGUUUUUCUAAUGUCUCACGUUGCUGAAAUCUCAGGUGUCAGUUUUGUCCAGUGAUUGCAAUGGUGUUGGUGACCAGUAUGCUUCAGGGUCCAUAUGGCAGUUUGGACCGGGAUCGACACCUCGUCCGGCUGCCCAUCACUGGCUUCGCAGUCGGGACCGUGCUACUUCCGCUUGGUGGGCUUCUCGUUUGCCUCUUCAUCUCACUGAUGUAUCACUUUGAGGAAGCCACGUACACACACUGUAAGGUUACAAACUACCUCCCGUCCAUAAGUGCCGCCAUCAGUCGGGUCCCGGAGCGAUACAUCUGGCGCUGCUGCAUUGGACUCCACUCUGCUCCCCGCUUCUUGAUGUCAGCAGUUUAUUUUAACUUCUACAGGAGUCACUUUGGCACCAAACUGGUAGAACUGGGGCUGUGUGUCCUGGUCUUGAUAUGCAGCCUUGUGGAGAACUCGGGCCUCCUGCUGCUCACCUAUGUGUCUUCGACUGAGACUUAUGUUGUUCAUAAAAACGGCUUCAUCGCCUUCAUCGCCAGUUCGCUGCUGCACAUGCUCGGCACCUGUCGACUGUGGCAGGUGAUCCAGAGGUUCCACAUCAACUCUGAGGAAGUGACGUCGUAUAGGUGGAAAGUUCGACUCUUCAUCUUCAACGUCGCCUGUUGUUUAGCCGCUGCCUACUUUUUCAGACGCCACAAUAAGUUCUGUGAGGGAGGAUUCUACACGCUGUUCGCGCUCUGCGAGUACCUAGUGGUGUUCUCCAACAUGGCGUUCCACAUGACGGCGUUCUGGGACUUCAGGAGUGAAGAAGUGACGGUAGCCACGCCGCCUGAGGACAAGCGCUACUGACCACUGCCGCACCCGACCAGGGGGCUCGCAGUCAUCACCAGAUACUGACAUUCCAACAGACUUGUAUUUGUUAGUCUGCCAAAACAACAUUUUUUUAAGAAUUAAAUUUACGCAAUUUCCGGACUAUAAGCUGCUACUUUUUUCUAACGGUUUGAACCCUGCAGCCUAUACAAGGGUGUGGCAAAUAUAUUGAUUUUUACAGGCUGAAGUCAGAUGAAAUCGGAGGCUUUUUAUUUGCCUUUUAAGCACUCAAAACGCGCUGUUUUCGCCCGCGUGUUGGCAACUCCGGCAACAGAGCUGAUCUCCUGGAGGACUGGAGACAAGAAGCAACUGCGGCUGUGGUAUUGGAGCUUCAUACACGCGGACGAAAACAGCACGUUUUGAGCGCUUUAAUGUGAAUGCUUCGUGAUUCAAGUUGAGAACAUUGCCCAGUUUGUUUCACGAGUCAGUCUCCAUGCUUGGACCCCAUAAGUCUAAUUCUGAAAAGUGUUUUUAAGCCGUGUGCAGCACUGCACCCACGGCUUGUUGACCGCUGCAGCUCAUGUAUGAACAAGAUCUAUUUUCCUUCUCAAAUUCAGCGAGUGGCUACUAUUCCCAUUAUACUGCACUCUGUAGUCUGGAAAUCAUGACAUAUUGAAAACAAAUGCAGUGUUAUUGUGUUCAUUGCGUUGUGUAGUAAGAUGUUUGUGAUUUGAUCGAUCUGUAGUCACUGCGUACUUAAUCCCAGGGAAGAAUAGAAAACGAUAGUCUCCUUUCUUGACUGUAGCUGUUGCCUUUUUACUUGACGCCUUGAAGUGACUGCAGUCAUAACUGGAAAACAAGGGACGUCCCAGAGAAACACUGUUAUCUGUGGUGUUGCUCAUGUCAUGACAAUAGAACUCACACAGGAAAUGGUGUGCCUCUU